UUUCCCCAUCCGGGUUAGGCCGAGGCCCCGCCCCCGUGGUCGUUACCCCCGUGUGAGGCGGAGCGGGCAGGCUGCAGUAUGGGGGCGGUCGGGAGCUGAGCGCGGGAAGGGGCUGGAAAGUCGAAGCAGCAUCUUUGUGGGGCAUGUACAGCAAGCAGCCUGCCACACACAUCCUCAGUUGGGUUUCCAGGUGGUCUUUAAAUUAGUGUUGCUCGUUCCAAGCCCUUGAUUGCUCAUCCUGCAUUUGGAUGCCCAUCCUGCAUUGUGUUCACUUCCCCAGAAGCCCACGAAUAGCAGGUUCCACUCCUCCACAGGCCAGUGAGCGAUGUCAGACCAGGAUGAUGGUGACAUGGGGAAGGGAGGGGCCUUCUCGGCCGAGCACCUGGCCGCUGAGUCCAUGGCAGCUGACAUGGAUCCCUGGGUGGUGUUUGAUGCACGAAAGACCCCACGGGCCGAGUUCGAGGAGUGGCUGCAGACCUACCAGCCCUCGCGAGUGUCUCGUUUUGGGGACCCCGAGCGCCGCACUGAGCCUGUGGGCUGGAUUGCCAUCUACGGUCCAAACUACUGUCCAGAGUCAGGUGAUGUGGUGGGGCUGCAGGAGGCCUGGGAGCGGCUCCAGAUCAGUGGGCGCCAUGUCACCUUCGACACCAUCCGCGAGCUGGCGCUCAACCACUGCGUCCUCACCGGCAAGUGGCUGAUGCACCUGGAUACCGGCUUCAAGGUGGACCAUGCCUGGAGUGGCAUCGCCCGCUCAGUGUUGGAGGGGCGCUUUGGGGUGGCCAAAGUCAGCCCCUGCUACCCCAACUCGGACCGCAAGCAUGUCAUCUGCAUCUACACAGAUGACUUCACCAACGAGGAGAAGGUGAUGGAUGCGGACGCUGCCAUCCGGGGCACUGGUGUCAAGUGCCUGCUCUCCUACAAGCCUGAUGUCUACACCUACCUAGGCAUCUACCGGGACAAUCGCUGGCACCUCUGCCCCACCAUCUAUGAGAGCAAGUUCGACCUAGAGUGCAUCCCCCGCCGCUCUCGCAUCAUCAACAAAGUCAGCAACACUGAGGUGACUUAGACUGGGCCCCGCUCCCCAUCUGGCAGUUCCUCCUUUCCCCUUUCCAGUACGGGCAGCUGGCACCAAUGCCUCCCAACUGUGCUCUGAAACUAACUGCAUUUUGAUUGGUCUGUUUGGUGUGGCCUGCCCUUAAUGUACAUAGAACCUAGCGUGGAUUGGAGGCCCCACACAGACUACAAAUCCCAGCAUGCAAUGCUCCUCACUUAGUCUCCCUCUUUCGAAGGACAGGUGCUCUGCUAGUAACUGCCGCUAGCUGUGAUCCUUAAGUAAGCAGGGAGGAGAAUUGGCUGCUGGGAGAUGGAGUCUCUGCUGGUCACACCUCUGUUAAAGAUGACAGUGGACUAUCUUGCAGGAUUCUCAGCCACGUUUGGCACACUCAUGCAUGAUGCAGCACUGGCCAUGCCGCUAGGUGUCUCUCUACUAAUGAGGUUCUCCCUGUUUCUCUGGAAAACCACCUCUGCUCCUCUGAGCUGCAGUCACUUGGAUAGAAGACUCAGGAGGUUCUUGUCAUCAGCUGGCACUGUCCCUUUAAUUCCCAAAGCCCAUGGGGUUUGCUGGUGCCACUCUGCAUGCUUAACUCCUUCAUGGUCUGUGUGCUAUCGUAUAGCUGAGGGCUAGGGCUGUGGGUUCAACUCACCACAACCACCUUCCAGUGCCGCUUGUAUGUUGAAAGCACCACGGCUCCCAGCAGCCUGUCCUUUAGGAAAGCCUUUUCCAUGAGACACAGAGCUCACUCAGUAGGGGAGGCAAUCCUGAGCUCUGCUCAUACAGCAGCAGCUGGGUGAUGUUUCCAACAGCCUUCUCACUAACUAGUUCUCUCUCUAGCCCUUGCAGUCCCUCAUUGGAGGGGAAAAGUGGCCACAUGAAAGAGGCCACAGUCAGGUCUGUGCAGGGCCCAUUAAGGUGUCUGAGGGUGACAGGAGCAGGGCCAUGGCUCUUGGAAAACAGGAGGAAGUAGUAGGUGUCCCACUGCCACCCAUGCUAAGUACUGUAGAUCCUUCACUGAGCCUGUUCCCCAUACAGCUCUCAGAACAUAGUGUCUGUGCACACACAUCUCUGGCUCUUCCUGCCCUGGAAAAGGGCUGUGUGUCAAGUCCCCUGAACAGCGCAGAUUGUUUCUGUUAACCCCUCUUUUGGGGACAUCUAACAACCAAAGGGGGUAUAGAUACAGCACUGGAGCCCCUCUGCCUGCUUUAGGAGCCAUGAAUGGCUGCUGUCUCCUUGCCCAGAGGCCUGCUCUGCUGUAUGCAAAGGUUGUCUUUAAAAUGCCUCUCCUGGGGCCUUGAGCAUGUUGAAUCUUGGGGCUCCUGGGGAUGACAGUGGAGCAAGGGAUUGCUGAGGGGUUUGGGUCUUUCCUGCAGGAUGUUUCUCCCAGCUGUUCAAUGGGUGUUUGAGCUGUAAACAGGAUUAAUAAAAACAACUCUCCACUGAA
Molecule: messenger RNA, 2498 nt
Organism: Caretta caretta (loggerhead turtle)
Lineage: Eukaryota; Metazoa; Chordata; Testudines; Cheloniidae
Gene: C7H11orf68
Product: chromosome 7 C11orf68 homolog
Source: RefSeq, a predicted model, not a curated record